This is a messenger RNA of Aspergillus luchuensis, 603 nucleotides long. RefSeq names its product cupin domain-containing protein. The transcript has 3 exons. Lineage: Eukaryota; Fungi; Ascomycota; Eurotiomycetes; Eurotiales; Aspergillaceae. The coding region runs from base 1 to 603 and encodes 200 amino acids. The record is from RefSeq and is a predicted model, not a curated record.
AUGUCGUUAGAACGGGUCGAGCCGGAGCAAUACUUUCUGCCUCCCACUCCUUAUGUCCCAAAUAGCAAGCUUCCCAUCCUCGUCUACCGCAAUGCUUUAUCUGAUACAAGCCCGCGAAAUAUCCUUAAUAUCAUCGAACCUAAUGGCUGGAUUCAAGGAGGCCAGUGGAAGACCUACAAGGUCCCUCACUUUCACACACAGUGCCACGAGUGCUACGGUAUCAUUAAAGGAGGGUCCAACUAUCUACUUGGUGUUGGGCCUAAGGACCCUGAGGUCGAUGAGCAAGGCCAUCCUUACGGAAUGAAAUUGACGGUUCAGAAAGGGGAUGUCUUUGUGCUGCCGGCGGGAAUAUGCCAUGCAUCGCUAGAUUCAUGGGACGACUACGAGUUUAUCGGUCUGUAUCCUAAUGGCAUCUUGGAGGCGACCGGUCAUCGCUUCGAUAUGAACUACGGGCUGAAGUCACCGGAAGAGACUACCUCACUUAUGCGCCAGAGCGAGAAUGUCUCAAUUCCGCCACUAGAUCCUUUGUAUGGCUUGGAUGGUCCGUUGCCGCGGCUUUGGAGCAGGGCAGCUAAGGAGAACUUCAUCGGUGCUCGUAUUUGA